Cryphonectria parasitica EP155 is the source of this 1035-nucleotide messenger RNA. RefSeq lists its product as uncharacterized. The coding region runs from base 1 to 1035 and encodes 344 amino acids. The transcript has 2 exons. The record is from RefSeq and is a predicted model, not a curated record. Gene Ontology annotation, molecular function: hydrolase activity. Lineage: Eukaryota; Fungi; Ascomycota; Sordariomycetes; Diaporthales; Cryphonectriaceae.
AUGAGCGACAUAGCAUCCAGUCCGCAACCUCCUUACCCCCUCCACCCUUCUGUGGUGCCUCGUCUCGCCCUCGACUACGCCAAGUUCUACAAUGAACACAUCAUAGACAAGCAGCAGGUCCACCUCCAGCCCGUCGAGGCGUCCAGGAGCAGCGGCACCCUCAUCCCCGGCGGAGGACCAAUGUACCCAAUCGCCAAGACGCAGGACGUCUCCAUCCCACGCACGGAGAGCAAAGGGCCAGAUGUCAAGCUCCGCCUAUUCACGCCUGCUGGCAAGAGGCCUGAGAAGGGGUGGCCGUGUCUCUUUUAUUUCCACGGUGGUGGUUGGGUGCUGGGGGACAUCUCCACAGAAAACGUGAUCGCCACGAACCUGUGUGGAAGGUCGAACUGCGUCGUGGUGAACGUGGACUACAGGCUCGCACCCGAGGACCCUUUCCCAGCCGCUGUGGAGGACUCCUGGGAAGCCGUGCUAUGGGCAACCAAGGGACCGGGCAGAGACCUGCUCGACAUCGACACCACCAAGCUCGCCACAGGCGGUUCCUCAGCGGGAGGGAACCUCGCAGCCAUCAUGUGCCAGCGAGCAGCCGACAGGCUCGACCUGGGCGUCUCCUUUGUUGCCCAGCUUCUCUCCGUCCCCGUGACCGACAACACCGCCACACCAGCGACCAAGCUGUCCUGGCGCGAGAACGAGUGCGUGCCCGCCCUGCCCGCGCCCAAGAUGAUGUGGUACCGCCGCCACUACCUGCCGGACGAGGCGACCUGGGCGCACCCAGAGGCGAGCCCGCUGUUCUGGAAAGGCGACUGGGCCAAGCUGCCGGCGGCCGAAGUUGUGCUGGGCGAGCUGGAUGUGCUGCGGACCGAGGGCGAGGAGUUUGCAGAGAAGCUGGUGCAGGCGGGCAGGACGGACACGAGGGUUACGGUCAUGCGGGGGCAGCCGCAUCCUUUUAUUGCUAUGGAUGGUGUAUUGGACUGUGGGAAGCUCGCCAUUUCGUUAUUUGCUGAGAGGCUGCUGAAGGCCUUUUAUGUGGACAACUAA